CCGGCGUCACUGCGAGACACUGAUCUGUCGCUCGGUCAAUUGUCAUGCUUGUUUUUAUCUGAUUUACUUGAGAUGACUCAGCCUUAUUCCCAUUGCACAGUGAAUUCAAGGAAGCAGCACGUGAAUGCAUCUAUACAUAUCGGUAUGAUUGUGCACUUAUUGCGCAUUCGCAAUCGUAGCUCGCACCAUCCGACGCUGAAUGCAAUCAAAGCUCACAACCCAGCCAUUAUUUACACACACCCAAAUCUUAAUCUUAAAAGCAUCAGAUGUCCACGAGAGAUAUCAGAUACAUGGGCCAGAAGAUGAGAUCGAUCACGGCACAGAUUGGGAGAUCUAAGCUGUACUUCACCCGCCUAAUUCAGGACAAUUCCGAAUGCAGGGUGCCGCUAGCGUCAGUCAGAUGUCUUGCACGCACCAGCAAUCCGCUUAUGACCUCGUCAAAAAGCAAUGAGACAAGCAAAAAGAGAUGCCACUUAUUAAGACAGUUUUUGACGCACUGCUUGCUGUUUGUUCCACGCAAAUCAACUGUCUGUGGCUGAAGUCUCUCUGCUUGCUUCCACUCUUGUGGACGUAUAUAAUCAGUACCACCAUCUUUCUUUCACUCGGAUCUAUCACUCAUCGAUCCCGGCGUUGAGAAAUUAUAACAUCCAGUUCCUUUUGAGUUGAACAACAAGCCAACGAUAUUAUAUUACCCAUUGCCGACUUGUUAUCCACAUGGCCAUCAGCACUCAAGUCGCUACCGCAGCCGAUAGCGCUCGCUACUACAUCGUGCGGAGGCCCGAUAAUACCAUGAUUCCUCUCAUCCCCGCAGAUCAGCUUCCUAUUUCAGUCCAAGGAAUCCCCAAGAUCCUGACCCACCGACAGAUGUCAGAUGAAGGCUGGAAGUUCGUAGAUGAAACCUACAGUCUUGCCACCCUUCUUCCUUUAAAAAUCACUGAGCGGACUACCUUUAAUGAUCCAGCUACCCACUCUUCUGAGAAUGCAUCAAGCUUUCGCGAAAAUGCGUCAAAAUUUCGCGCACCAGACCGCGAUUUCAAAUCAAGCAUCUACAAGAAAGUUUCCAGAGCCCAGCCCAGCACAGGUACACAGCCAAUUGCCAUACUGUCAGACGCUGAGAAGGUCACCGCUCCAUCACCACGUCCUCAAUCCAGCCUCUCCCCACGCCCAUACGGCACCCAAUCUGACACCGGACGGCUUCAAGCUUCCACAUAUAGUGCUCAGUCUCUCAGUGACGAUUUCGCGAAAGUUUAUGCCAACAGCGCCCAACGUCUAGGGUAUCGUCCCAAUCCAUCUGGUAUCGAGCCCGAUCACAACAAGAAAGUAUAUUGUACGCAUUGGAUCAAAACCGGCGAGUGCAACUUCAUUGCGCAAGGGUGCAAGUAUAAACACGAAAUCCCUCCCAUGGAGGAAUUGCGAAAGAUUGGGUUCACACAAGUACCCCAGUGGUACAAAGAAAAGCAGGCGUUGACCAGGCAAGGCCCAACAUGGAUGCAGCAACGUCGAAACCAACUGAAGAAACUUGAAGAGGAGAAGAAUCAAGAGGAAGAAGAAGAUAAAGAUGAAGACGAGACGUCUCAGGUCUCCAUGCCGCCCCAUGAUGUUCUUUCCGACCCAAGCGAAGCUCGCAACAUGAAGCUCGAAGCUCACUUCCGUGCCCGCACCGCCGCUUCUUCCUCCGCCCCUCCCCCAAAACCAGAGACGCGCAAGGCCCUUACAUCGUCUCGACUUGUUUCUCAGCGUCCGCCUGUUAAUUCUCCUGUACUAAUAGCUGAGGAUGAUGAAGAUGAGUUGGAACCCGUCUUCUUUACAAUGGACGAAGAGAAUUCCAUUCCCGCGACACCAUCUCCUACAUUAUCACCCACGACCACGAACACUACCCCCUCCCCUAAUGCAACAAACGACGUCCCGGAACCUGCCAAAGACCAGCAGCAAAAGAAGGCGCUGCCCGCCCCCAAAACCUACAGCCGGAACCACACAAAUCCUGACACAGACCAGGCGUCCAAAACCGCAAAACAGCAACUCUCGAUCAGGAAGGUGUAUCCUGGUGUAAAAGUUUACACUGCUCCCCAGACCAAGAAAGAGCAUCCGGCUAUCAAAACUGGUGGUCUUGGGGCGUCUCGCUAUGCAGUUCCCAAGACCGGCACUGAAGUAGCGGGGAGAAGUGUGGCACGAUAUAAGAAGGAGAAUGUCCAGAUUUAG
Molecule: messenger RNA, 2199 nt
Organism: Periconia digitata
Lineage: Eukaryota; Fungi; Ascomycota; Dothideomycetes; Pleosporales; Periconiaceae
Source: the annotation of a GenBank genome assembly